Messenger RNA from Castor canadensis (American beaver), 2649 nucleotides. RefSeq names its product REST corepressor 3 (gene Rcor3). The record is from RefSeq and is a predicted model, not a curated record. Gene Ontology annotation, biological process: regulation of transcription by RNA polymerase II; negative regulation of DNA-templated transcription. NCBI's taxonomy places the organism in Eukaryota, Metazoa, Chordata, Mammalia, Rodentia, Castoridae. Gene Ontology annotation, cellular component: transcription regulator complex; histone deacetylase complex. Gene Ontology annotation, molecular function: transcription corepressor activity.
GUUAUGGCGGCUCCAUAUUAACACCCUCCUCCUCCUCUGCCGCCGCCGCCGCCGCUGUCGUCUCCUCCUCUUUUCCCUCCCGCCCGCGCUCGUUAGCCGUCUCCCCCUUCACCCUGACGCCUACCUCUUCCCCUCACCUUUCCCCCUCCCCUCUUCUACCAUGCCCGGCAUGAUGGAGAAAGGGCCCGAGUUACUGGGGAAGAACCGAUCGGCCAACGGCAGCGCCAAGAGCCCGGCGGGGGGCGGCGGAGGCGGCGGCGGCGCCUCGUCCACCAACGGCGGGCUGCACUACUCGGAGCCUGAGAGCGGCUGCAGCAGCGACGACGAGCACGGUGAUGUUGGGAUGAGAGUCGGAGCUGAAUACCAAGCUCGGAUCCCUGAAUUUGAUCCAGGUGCAACAAAGUACACAGAUAAAGACAAUGGAGGGAUGCUUGUAUGGUCUCCAUAUCACAGUAUCCCAGAUGCCAAAUUGGAUGAAUACAUUGCAAUUGCAAAGGAGAAGCAUGGCUACAAUGUCGAACAGGCUCUUGGCAUGUUGUUCUGGCAUAAGCAUAACAUUGAGAAGUCCCUUGCUGAUCUCCCUAACUUCACUCCCUUUCCUGAUGAGUGGACAGUGGAAGAUAAAGUCCUGUUUGAACAAGCCUUUAGUUUUCAUGGGAAGAGCUUUCACAGGAUUCAACAAAUGCUUCCAGAUAAGACAAUUGCAAGCCUUGUAAAAUAUUACUAUUCUUGGAAAAAAACUCGCUCUAGGACAAGUUUGAUGGAUCGCCAGGCUCGUAAAUUAGCCAAUAGACAUAAUCAGGGUGACAGCGAUGAUGAUGUGGAAGAAACACACCCAAUGGAUGGGAAUGAUAGUGAUUAUGAUCCUAAAAAGGAAGCCAAAAAAGAGGGUAAUACUGAACAACCUGUCCAAACUAGCAAGAUUGGCCUUGGAAGGCGAGAAUAUCAAAGUUUGCAACAUCGCCAUCAUUCUCAGCGUUCUAAGUGCCGUCCUCCAAAGGGCAUGUAUUUAACCCAGGAAGAUGUGGUAGCUGUUUCCUGUAGUCCAAAUGCAGCCAACACCAUCCUGAGGCAACUGGACAUGGAACUGAUUUCUCUAAAACGUCAGGUUCAGAAUGCUAAGCAAGUAAAUAGUGCACUUAAACAGAAAAUGGAAGGUGGAAUUGAAGAAUUCAAACCUCCUGAGUCAAAUCAGAAAAUUAAUGCCCGUUGGACCACAGAGGAGCAGCUUCUAGCAGUGCAAGGUGUCCGCAAAUAUGGUAAAGAUUUUCAAGCUAUUGCAGAUGUAAUUGGCAACAAGACUGUUGGCCAAGUGAAGAACUUCUUUGUAAACUACAGGCGUCGGUUUAACUUAGAGGAGGUAUUGCAGGAGUGGGAAGCAGAACAAGGAACCCAGGCUUCUAAUGGUGAUGCUUCUACUUUAGGGGAGGAGACAAAAAGUGCUUCUAAUGUGCCAUCAGGGAAGAGCACUGAUGAAGAAGAGGAGGCACAGACCCCACAGGCUCCUCGGACUCUGGGUCCAUCACCUCCUGCCCCAUCAUCCACUCCAACACCAACAGCCCCCAUUGCCACUUUGAACCAGCCUCCACCACUUCUUCGUCCAACACUGCCUGCUGCCCCUGCUCUUCACCGGCAGCCUCCUCCACUCCAGCAGCAGGCUCGGUUCAUCCAGCCCCGGCCAACUCUAAAUCAGCCUCCACCACCUCUUAUUCGCCCUGCUAAUUCUAUGCCACCCCGUCUAAACCCAAGACCAGUGUUGUCCACAGUUGGUGGUCAACAGCCACCAUCACUUAUUGGAAUUCAGACAGAUUCACAGUCCUCACUGCACUAAAAAUUAAAUUGGACAGCUCUGCAGUAACUUUUCACCCCACCAUUACACCAGUGCUCAUCUGACUGAUGCAAAAAAGGAGAUAAUAAUCCUUCCUAGAUACUGAGGCUGCAAACUAGUUCUGUGGCAGUGGACUAGCAUAAAUGGAUGUCUAAUUUUUUAGUUCACUAAACUAAAAUGUUACACCACAAAAAGCCUCCACUUAGCCUCAUUUCUAGAUAUGUGUACACCAACGAGAUUUCAUAAAAGGAAAAAAAGAUUUGAGUAUUCUAUAUACCAAGGGUUUCUUGUUUUGUUUCUACUAUAUUUAUUUUAUUGAGGUUCUUUUUAUUCCUGCCUCUUCAUAGUCAAGUUUCUUGGUAUAGGAAUAUUGACCUAGAUAUUGUAAAAACUCCUUACGUUUCUUAAGGAUGUUUGGCUUCUUUCUUUUUUUCUUUUAUUUAAUUUUUUAAGAACAUUUCCUAUGUUAGGAGUGCAAGAAUAGCCUGCAUUUCAGAUUUUGAUAAAUGUUCAUUUUAUUCAUAUUUAAAGAAUUAUAGCUCUAUAUCCCUUUUAUCAAAAUAUGUUGCUUUUUGUCUAAAGGAAUUUAACACAUUCCUUUAAAAGAAAGCAAUUUAAUCAAUUGCAAAGCAAUUAUAUGAAACCACAAAGAAUGUAUUGAACCUACUAACCCUUUAACAUGCAGUAUAGGGUCCUAGUGCAAAGUCCUUCUUUAAAGGUCUUUGACCUUACCAUCUAUCAUUAAUAAGAGGAUUGGAAUAAUAAUUUUACAUAGAGAUAAGGACUUAAUUUGUUGAAAUAUAAUGUCUUUAAGAUCCUUG